Messenger RNA from Pungitius pungitius (ninespine stickleback), 1124 nucleotides. RefSeq names its product ras homolog family member V (gene rhov). NCBI's taxonomy places the organism in Eukaryota, Metazoa, Chordata, Actinopteri, Perciformes, Gasterosteidae. The transcript is spliced from 3 exons. Gene Ontology annotation, biological process: endocytosis; establishment or maintenance of cell polarity; Cdc42 protein signal transduction. Gene Ontology annotation, molecular function: GTPase activity; protein kinase binding; GTP binding. The record is from RefSeq and is a predicted model, not a curated record. Bases 74 to 784 code for a protein of 236 amino acids.
ACAGACAGACCUUCUCGCUCAGACUCUCCCUCGGAACCUCAGCGAGCAGCACGUUUUGAAUGCGCGGCUCGACAUGCCACCUCACAUGGAUUACUUCCACCGCGAGUCCCGAGUCCCUUCCGCCUGCGGGCUGACCGGGGAGGACGAGCUGGAGCCCGGCGUCAUCAGCUGCAUGCUGGUGGGAGACGGGGCCGUCGGGAAGACCAGCAUGAUCGUCAGCUACACGUCCAACGGGUACCCGAGCGAGUACCAGCAGACCGGCUUCGAUGUCUUCUCCGGUCAGGUCCAAGUUGAAGGAUCUCCUGUUAAAGUUCAGCUUCUGGACACUGCUGGACAGGAGGAGUUUGACGGGUUCAGGGCUCUGUCCUACGCCCACACGGACGUCUUCCUGCUCUGCUUCAGCAUGGUCAACCCCACCUCCUUCCACAACAUCACCAAGAAGUGGGUUUCGGAGAUCCGGGCCCACAACCCGUCCUCGCCCAUCGUCCUCGUCGGGACUCAGUCGGACCUCUUGCUGGACGUGAACGUCCUCAUCAACCUGGACCGCUCCAAAGUCAAGCCCAUCCCGAGCUCCCGGGCUCGGAGCAUGGCCGAGAAGAUCCGGGCGGCGGACUACGUGGAGUGCUCCUCGCUCACGCAAAAGAACCUGAAGGAGGCGUUCGACGCCGCCAUUUUCGCCGCCAUCAAGAGCAAGUCCCGCAAGUCCAAGAAGAGGAGGUUCUCCGACCGACGCACCAAAGCUUUCUCCAGGUGCAGCUGGAAGAAGUUCUUCUGCUUCAUCUGAACACCCCACCACCCCCACCACCCCCAAAAAAAAAACAGACUGCUGACCCUGUGGGUUGUGGACAAAAACGUCUGUCACUUAUUUAACUCGUUCACUUUCGCUCCGUCUGACGGCCAAAUGGUGCAAAUCGAGCACGGAGGGACCAUCCGAGAGGAUUCUGGGGGUGUUUGUUUGGGUUCCUCGCUCCAGCAGAAGAGUUUGUUUACAUCGUGAGAUUGUUCCCACGUUAAACCCCAAAAAACAACAACACGCUUGUUGUGUUAAGAAUCCACGUCUCUCGUGAAUUUGCAUGACGUGCCUUUGCUUGCAGCCUUAAGCGUGAGAGGGAGAGAAGUGGAAA